AUGGAAAAUCACACUGCACCCAGCGACCCCAAAGACCCAGCGGCCUUCCUCUCCUCCAUUAUCGGGGUCCCUGUGACGGUCAAGCUGAACUCUGGACUGGUGUACAAGGGUGAAUUGCAGUCUGUAGAUGGGUACAUGAACAUUGCUCUGGAAAAAUGCGCCGAAUACGUGAAUGGACAAUUACGGAGAAACUACGGUGAUGCUUUCGUGAGAGGAAACAAUGGUGAGUGUCUCCCUCCUCUCCUGGGGGUCUUUACGGCUGAGGACACUUGGGCCAAAGCCAGAGGGGAUCGAGGAAUUCCCAAUUGUGGAAAAGCGCGGGAAAAAAAAGCUGACGAGAUUUCGACGUAUAGUGCUAUAUAUUUCGAGCGACUGAGUUUUCGAGUCAACGCAUGCGACAGGACAUCAACUCGAGAAGAAACUUUGGGGGUGUGCGGCUGCCGUGUACUCGGACUGGGGGAUGCGCCCUAG
This is a messenger RNA of Exophiala oligosperma, 471 nucleotides long. Its product is annotated as U6 snRNA-associated Sm-like protein LSm6. Gene Ontology annotation, cellular component: P-body; sno(s)RNA-containing ribonucleoprotein complex; U6 snRNP. Gene Ontology annotation, biological process: maturation of SSU-rRNA; mRNA splicing, via spliceosome. NCBI's taxonomy places the organism in Eukaryota, Fungi, Ascomycota, Eurotiomycetes, Chaetothyriales, Herpotrichiellaceae. The record is from RefSeq and is a predicted model, not a curated record. Bases 1 to 471 code for a protein of 156 amino acids. Gene Ontology annotation, molecular function: RNA binding. The transcript has a single exon.